This is a messenger RNA of Micropterus salmoides (largemouth bass), 5792 nucleotides long. It is a transcript of the gene spag9a, whose product is annotated as sperm associated antigen 9a. Lineage: Eukaryota; Metazoa; Chordata; Actinopteri; Centrarchiformes; Centrarchidae. Gene Ontology annotation, molecular function: kinesin binding; MAP kinase scaffold activity; JUN kinase binding. Gene Ontology annotation, cellular component: cytoplasm. The record is from RefSeq and is a predicted model, not a curated record. Gene Ontology annotation, biological process: vesicle-mediated transport.
AAGUUCAUUGAGUUUGAGGACACUCAUGAACAGGAUAAGAAGGACCUGCAGAACCAUGUGGACAGAAUGGAGUCCCACUCCAGGCAACUGGAGCUCAAGAUCAAGAACUACGUAGACCAGAUUGGCAGAUUAGAAGAACGUGAAUUGGAGCUCAAGAAGGAAUACAACUCUCUCCAUCAGCGACACACAGAGAUGAUCCAUAAUUAUAUGGAGCACGUAGAGAGGAUCAAAAUGCAGCAGAUUAGUGAGACCUCAGAGUCGAGCACGGCCGGCCGAGUCAGGAGAGAGCGGCCUCUUUCUUUGGGGAUCUUUCCAUCGUCUGGUGGGGUGUCCCUGCUAACCCCAGACCCCCAGACCAAGGCAGAGACACUGAGUACAGAGGGCUGGAGGUUUACCGACCCAUCACAACCACGGUCCAACACCAGCCUCAAGCAGUUGGACUUUGUCGACCCCCCAAAGGAAAUGGAGGGUAAGAGUGCGCAGGACUCUUCUUGGGGGAAUUCACUGGCAGACGACUGCAAGGAUGAGCUGUCGGACUUCACUGGCUCCAAGUCAGCUACUCCGAUGUCCACCACAGCCUCGGACAUGGAGAGGGAAGAUGGGAAUAGUAAGAGCAUGGAGGUGCAGGCUGCACCGGGAACCAGAUCCAUAUCAGUGGGUUUGCCUGAAAAUGAGGACAACUCAGAUGUGCAGGACAUCAUAGAGUCCACCCCUGAGCUGGUCAUGGAUCUCAUUGGAUACAAACCCUGCAGCACCCCUACUAAAGGCAUUGAGAACAUGGCAUUUGACCGCAAUACAGACUCUCUGUUUGAAGAGCUGUCGUCUGCAGGCACCGGACUCAUAGGGGAUGUUGAUGAAGGGGCCGACCUGCUGGUGGAGUACUCUGGUAUGGGCCGGGAAGUUGAAAAUCUCAUUCAGGAGAAUUCACAGCUGCUUGAGACAAAGAAUGCUCUGAACGUGGUGAAUAAAGACUUGAUCUUGAAGGUAGACGAGUUGACCUGUGAGAAUGAGAUGUUGCAGGGAGAGCUGGAGGCUUUGCUGCAGGCCAAGACCAAGCUGGAGGACAAGACCAGAGAGCUGGAGGAGGAACUCAAAAAAGUACGACUUGAGGUGGAGGAAGUGAAACAUAAAACUAAAGAUGAAGAAGAUAGUGACGUACCUACAGCCCAGAGGAAGCGCUUCACCAGAGUGGAAAUGGCCAGAGUGCUGAUGGAAAGGAACCAGUACAAAGAGAGACUGAUGGAGCUGCAGGAAGCUGUGCGGUGGACAGAGAUGAUCAGGGCCUCGAGAGAAAAUCCAACACUCGCAGAAAAAAAGAAAUCCAGCAUCUGGCAGUUCUUCAGCAGACUGUUUAGCCCCUCCUCCAGUGCCCCUGCUAUAAAGAAGGUGGAGUCCCAGUCCAACGUGAAGUACAACGCCCCGGGCAGCCUUGUGAAGAGGAGUAGCACCUUCUCCCAAUUCCCUACAGAGAAGUCCAAGACUUUCGACUUCCUCAAUGAAGAAAAGGACCAGUGCAGUUCGCCCUCACGUAGAGAGCUGAAGAGAGCCCAGUACAGACAGGUGAAGGCCCACAUGCAGAAGGAGGAUGGACGAGUCACUGCACACGGCUGGAGCCUGCCCAGCAAAUACAAGGAAAUGAAGGUAGCAAAUGGUGGACAGGUGGAGAACAAAAUGAACUUACCUGUGCCAGUAUACUUGAGACCUCUGGAUCAGAAAGAUGCUUCUAUGAAGCUGUGGUGUGCAGCAGGGGUCAACCUGUCUGGAGGGAGGACAUUACCCACAUCAGAGCUCACUAAGCAGACGAAGGGCUCUCAGAAUAGCCUGGACCAGAUGGAGCAAGAGAGUAAGGAUCAGGAGAAAGCAGAGCAGGAGAAGGAGUUGGUACUUCAGGACGAAACAUCCAGUAGGGUGUGGGUGUGCACCAGCACCCACUCCUCCACCAAGGUUAUGGUGCUGGAUGCCAGUCAGCCCUCUGACCUACUUGACAGCUUCUACGCCUGCAACACCCACGUUGUCUGCAUUGCCAGUGUGCCAGGUGUGUUGGAGACUGAUUAUCCGGCAGGCGAAGAGGUACCUCAAGACCUGGAGGCUAGCCAAGGUGACAGGGCUUCACUGGCUGGCAGUGUGGCCAGUGUGGGCUCUGCAGGCAGCGAUGGUGCCACGGCAGCAGAGGGGACCACCGCCAUCCCCCAGACAGCCAGCUCAGGUGUCACUGAUCAGCCGGCUGAGCACAGCGGCUACUCUGGCUCAGUUGAGCUGUCCAGAGAGACCAGUCCAGCAGAAGAUGGCAUUCCCACGGCGGAAGAGGCAACCGAAGCGACGGAGGCUAACGCUGGUGUGGGCGAAGAAGGGGAGGAGGACCAGGGAGCGGAUCAAAACCAGCCAGGAAUCUACACUGAGCACGUGUUCACUGAUCCGCUGGGGGUGGGACCCACUGACUCCUCUCCUGCAGACACACAAAGGGACCCUUGGCAGGAUGGUCUGACUUCCUUGCCAGAAGACUCAGACCCAUCGGAGGGGGAAGUCCUGAGGAUGAGCAGCGCCCUCCCCACCAUGUGGCUGGGAGCUCAGAAUGGAUGUCUGUAUGUCCACUCGUCUGUGGCUCGAUGGAGGAAGUGUCUCCAUGCCAUAAAGCUGAAGGACUCCAUCCUUGGCAUAGUGCACGUUAAAGGGAGAGUGCUGGUGGCUUUGGCUGAUGGGACUUUAGCAAUUUUCCACAGAGGCAUUUCAGACGGUCAGUGGGAUUUAACCAACUACCACCUGUUGGAUCUGGGCCGGCCCCACCACUCUAUCCGCUGUAUGACUGUAGUGCAUGACAAGGUGUGGUGCGGCUACAGGAACAAGAUCUACGUCAUCCAGCCUAAAGCCAUGAGGAUAGAGCAGAAGUCGUUUGAUGCUCAUCCUCGCAAGGAGAGUCAGGUGCGGCAGCUGGCCUGGGUCGGAGACGGCAUCUGGGUGUCGAUCCGACUGGAUUCAACUCUACGCUUGUUUCACGCCCACACCUACCAGCACCUCCAGGAUGUGGACAUCGAGCCCUACGUCAGCAAGAUGUUGGGUACGGGUAAGCUGGGCUUCUCGUUUGUGAGAAUCACAGCUCUGACGGUGUCCUGCAGCCGACUGUGGGUGGGGACAGGAAACGGCGUCAUCAUCUCCAUCCCGCUAUCUGAAGCCAACAAGACAACGGGAACAGUGCCAAAUCGGCCCGGCAGUGCUGUACGAGUUUACGGUGAUGACAGUUCAGACGGCGCCAUGCCAGGCAGCUUUGUGCCAUACUGCUCAAUGGCCCACGCCCAGCUGUGUUUCCACGGACAUCGAGAUGCUGUCAAGUUCUUUGUCACCGUGCCAGGUCAGGCAAUGCCCCCUCCUGGCAGUGCAGAUUCAGGCUCAGAUGACCCGCCAUCUGAAUCCUCUGACACAGCGACCUCUGAGCCCAAAACCUACCUGGUCAUGAGUGGUGGCGAAGGCUACAUUGACUUCAGAAUGGGUGAUGAAGGCGGUGAGUUGGACGGUUUAUCAGGGCCUACAGGCAGCCAGCAGUCUGCACCUACAAAGGGCGAGCAGAGCCACCUCAUCGUCUGGCAGGUCACAACCUCCCAUGAUUGAAAAAAAUAAAUAAAAAAUCACCACAGACUGUUGUGUCAACUUCAGGGCCGCCCACUGGCCCUUGCAUGCCAUUCUGGAAGAUUUUAAUUUGAUAUUACUGAUUGUUCUUAAUGCCUGAGUAGUUGACUACUUUGUAAAAAAAAAAAAAAAAUUUAUUUUUAGUCCAUGUUUUGUACAGUUUAUUCUUUAUGAAUUUUGAAAUAGUUAAGAUGAGGUUUACGCUGACUUAAAGAAUUACGUCCAAGGGUCCAAGUGUUCCCUUCUGCGGGGUCGCAUGUUGGAAAAGCUGGUGCGCAGAGGAAAAAGGCCAAGUCAACUCGACUGAAAGUGUUAUUUUGAUCAGGUAAUGUGCGUAGACGUCUCCCAAAUGUUAAAAAGGGUUUAGAUGUAAAAGAUAAAAGGGAAAGGUGCUUGAAGCAUUAAAAUGAAUUUUUGAGUUUAACUGGAGUAUAUUUUAUAUUACACACAUAAGACUUUUACAUUUGUAAACCACAUGUCUGUACGUGUGUGAGCAUCAGGUGUGUGGGGGGAUUCACUGCAGUCUGUGUUGGUCAUUUUCAUUAUCUUUACCACCGGAGCUAGGUGUCAAAAUAUAAUACCUACAAGUCAAAAUGUAUAAAGAAUAGUUCAGUUAUUUGAAUGUGUUUCUGAGGCUGAUUACUCCACUGUAUUGUCUGAUUAUUGGAAAAGCAGCUUGCACGCACUAGUGGUAAAUCAAAUGUGCUUUUAUUCAGGAAAAGCUGUAGGAUGAAACACUGCUCGAGAAGGUUGGAUUAAUAUUAAUGACACCAAACCAUAUUUGCUUACUGUAGUGUAGGUUAGCAUUAGCCUGCAUGGGGAAAUUCUGUAUCCUCGUCCCUGUGUGUGUGUGUGUGUGUGUGUGUGUGUGUGCGUGUGUGCGUGUGCGCGUCUGCGCCUGCUCGGACAUUUUAAAGCUAAACCCUUGUCUGCUGUGUGAGGCGAGUCUGCCUGUGCUUCCUGUUUGCUUCAGCUCAUUGGCACUUUAAAAUUUUACAUGUUAGUCGCUUGAGGUUUGGAAGAACACCCGUGGUAAUGUACACAGCAGUACUAUGUGCUAAUUGCGUGAAGGGAAUAAAAUGUUAAGAUAUUUCUAGCAAGGUGUCACCCCAGUAACCAAAGGACAGAAGAAGAAGCACCGUGAAACUGGCCAUUUCGUUAUUUUCAUAUGUUCCAACUUUAAAUGUCUUGUGAGUCUAAUCAUUUGAGGUUAUACGCAUGUGUUUUCAGCGUGUUGUCCUAUUGGAAAAUAAGCUUGAAUAAGGGAAUCUGACUAAAAAUAACAUUUGUGUCACCUUCUAAUGGACAUGCAAACACCACUAAAGAGUCUCUCCUGAUGGCUAAAUCAUUCUUUGUUUUAUUGUUACAAAUCCAUUUGGAGGAUGUUAUUAUUUUGAGUAUCGUGUGUGUUUUGUACUCAUGUGACACUUUUAUUAGGAAAUAAGUAUUUCAGUGAUUACUGCAACACGAUAGCAGGAUGCCAAUAUUAGGCAGGUGUUUUAAUUUGUUUUUAUAUCCGAAAAGUUGGGCCAAGACUGGCCUUCAGUCCAUUUCAAAACAGUAACUUUAUAUUGUGUUUUUGCCAUUUCAGUAUUUAUUUCCUUUGUUAUGGAGCCUAUCUUGGUUCAGAAUGUAACUUUCUACAUGAGCAAAAUAUAAUAGGAGGCUAUUGUAAAACAAAAUAGUCCAAUGAGUUUACAUGAUUGUUAAUAAUGGUUAAAUAAAAGAACUUGAUGUAAUCAUGUUGGAGAUUUUUGACAAACCAUGAGAUCAAAGUGUGCAAAACAAUAACUUUGUUUUUGAACAACACAUCCAUGUACUAAGCUAUGCAUGGUUUUUUUAAGAGAACACUGCUAUGUUUUCAGCUAAAUCUCUGUUUAUUGCCACCGUUUUGGGUGGGGUGGAUGCAUAUGUGUGUUUGUGUGUACAGUACAUGUGUAAAUGUAAGAGUUUGAACACAAGACACAUUUGUCAAUGUGUGUUUGAUUUUGCAAAUGUCAGUGUAUGUGUGCUCACUGUAUGUCCAUCUGUAAUAACCCAGUGACAUUUACCUGUUGUACUGGGCUUCUCCGGACCACAUGACGGUGGUCCGUCCUUGUCAAUGUUUGCUAAAAUGGCAUCAUAGCCUUACAGUAUUUUUAACAAUCUAUUAAACUCAGUUUCAUGGAGAA